AUGGCAGACAUCUCUUACAUCUGCAAACGCAAACUUUUGACGAAAUUGUGGGACGAGCUACCACGCAGCUGGAAAAUAUUAGUAGCAGACCAAGUCGCGUUAAAAGUGAUAUCUUCGUUCUGUGGAAUGGACGACCUACUCAAUAACGACAUUCUUGAUGUCAACAACUUGGAGAAGAAGCGUGAACCAUUUAUGUGUCCUGCUCUUUAUCUUAUCUCACCAUCUCAAGAAUCCGUCGACAAAAUCAUUUCGGAAUUUUCGAACGAAGCAGAGCCGCAGUAUUCCUGUGCUUAUGUGGCUUGUAUCAACGCAAUUGAAAAAUCAAAAUUCGAGGCGUUGAAGAGAACACCACGUAUUAAAGACGUCAAGGUCAUUCCACUCGACUUCCACGUAGUCGAGCAAAGAGUCUUUUCUAUGAACGACCCCAACGCCUUUUUCGAUUUGUAUUCGCUCAAUUCCACUGAAGAAAGAAGAACACAACAGAUCAAGAAAAUAGGACAGUCACUCGCAUCGUUUUUGUACUGCCUUAAUAUCAACCCCGUCGUGAGAGCUAUAACUAAACAACCAAAUGCACUCUCGCCAAAAAUUGUCGAAGCGCUCCAACAGAGUUAUAUCGACAUCUCAUCAAGUCCCGUGGUCGAGGCAUUCAAUCCUGCUGAAAAAACUGCAAGAAAGCUCAACGUGAUAGUUGCGGAUAGAAUAUUCGAUUUGGUGACUCCUUUGUUGACUGAGUUCACGUACCAAGCAAUGGUAUACGACACUCUGCCAGUAAAGAAGGAUACCGUCAUCAUCAAGACAAAAGCGGGAGACAAGCCAAUGGUUUUAAAUGAGGAAGACACAAUUUGGAGAGAAACAAGACACAUGCACAUUGCACAGGCAUCGCCAUUUGUUGUCGAAGAGUUCAACACAUUUGUCGCGGAACACAAGGGUGUGGGUAAUGCAAAGGGCGCGAAAGACAUGAAAGAGAUGGGCGAGAUGAUGAAAAAACUGCCCGAGUAUAUUGACUUAAUGACGCGCUUUUCAAAUCACAUGGAACUCAUUUCAAGAUGUUUCAAUGUCAACGAAGAAAAGAAACUCGACGAAUUUGCUAGUGGUGAGCAGAUCAUGGCAACGGGGCUUGACAAAGACGGGAAAGAAGUUAAAAAGGCGUUUCCGUACAUCUCGUCUUCAAUUGGAAAUGUGUCGUAUCCAAGCGAUUUAAGACUGAGGCAAGUGCUCAUUUAUUUAUUCUCGCAGGAGUAUUCUGACGAUGAUAAAAACGCGUUGAUUAAUGCACUCCACGGUGACGAAGACGUUGCAAAAAUCAUUUCCGCUGCGCUUUCUUUGCCUAAAACGGAGCGAGAGAUAACAAAGAAGAAAAAGGGCGAUGACAACGAUGACGGAUUUGUGAACUCGAGAUUUGUGCCAUACAUCAAAGAGAUUGUGAUGAGAAUGUCAAACAACGAUGUUCCGGACUACUGUGUGUUGAACAAAUUGAACUUUGCUGGAUUCCCUGUGACUAUCGAACAGAAAACCGGAAACAUAACUGUAGCAGCAGGGAAAACAUUGAAGAAGCAGAAAGCGAAGGAAGACAAAAAAGAGGGAAAGCUUACCGCUAAAAAAGAGGCAGUAUCAGAGAAAGACUUGCUUGGCUCGGAUUCGAACGUCUUGGUCAUAUUCAUCACAGGCGCUAUUUCAUAUUCUGAGAUGAGAAUUGCAUACGAACUUUCUGAUAAACUCAAAAUGAAUGUCUUCAUUGGCUCGAACGUUGUGGCUCGACCAAACAACUUUGUCAAAAUUAUCAAGUCGGUCAAAAAUGAUUCAUUCAGUGAUAUUACUGGUACUUUGGAAUAA
This is a messenger RNA of Entamoeba invadens IP1, 1833 nucleotides long. Its product is annotated as vesicle protein sorting-associated, putative. NCBI's taxonomy places the organism in Eukaryota, Evosea, Mastigamoebida, Endamoebidae. Gene Ontology annotation, cellular component: secretory granule; plasma membrane. The coding region runs from base 1 to 1833 and encodes 610 amino acids. The transcript has a single exon. Gene Ontology annotation, biological process: intracellular protein transport; vesicle-mediated transport. The record is from RefSeq and is a predicted model, not a curated record. Gene Ontology annotation, molecular function: syntaxin binding.